Molecule: messenger RNA, 978 nt
Organism: Schizosaccharomyces cryophilus OY26
Lineage: Eukaryota; Fungi; Ascomycota; Schizosaccharomycetes; Schizosaccharomycetales; Schizosaccharomycetaceae
Product: 3-ketoacyl-acyl carrier protein reductase
Exons: 1
Coding region: 202-978 (258 amino acids)
Molecular function (GO): oxidoreductase activity
Source: RefSeq, a predicted model, not a curated record
CUAUGGUGACAUUGACUUAACACCACGCAAACAUAAGUGACAUAAAUUUCCUUGUUACUCGAGAAAAUACAAAUAGGACUAACCCAUGGAAUGAUUACUAACGAAAAAAUUAUGAUGACUAAUACGAUGAUAUUACAAAUCUUUGUCUAUAUAAGACAGAAUGACAAGCCUUUCAGAGCUUAAACCACUUUCCCAUUUAAGAUGUCAGAAAAUAGCUUGCCCCUCCAAAACAAAGUAGCAAUCGUUACAGGAGCUUCACGAGGAAUUGGAGCAGCAAUAGCUGAAACUCUGGCACGCCGUGGUGCUAAAGUAGCCAUUACCUUCACAUCUGACAGCAGCAUUGAUGCGACUGAACAGUUGGUGAAAAAAAUAAAGGGUUUUGGCACCUCAGCGGAUGCGAUCAAAAUUCAGGCAGAUUUGCGUGAUGUUUCAAGUGCUAAACAUAUUGUUGAUGCCACAGUUCAAGCUUUUGGUCCUACCAUCCAUAUCCUUGUUAACAAUGCAGGGUACGCAGGUCAACCAAAACCUAUAGGAACAAUCACCAUAGAAGAUUAUUCGAGUAUUUUUGAUGUAAAUGUUCGUGGCGUCUUUUUCAUGACAGAAGCGAUAGUGCCAUAUCUUCCAGAAAAUGGAGGAAGAAUCAUUAAUAUCGGAAGUGUUGCUGGAAGGAUAGGAUUUCCUCAACAUUCUGUAUACUGUGCAAGCAAAGCAGCAGUCGAAGGUUUCACAAGAUGUUGGGCCGCCGAAUUAGGCCCUCAAGGCCAUACCGUAAAUCAAAUCAAUCCAGGAGCCGUUGACACCGACAUGCUGAAGGGAUUUGGAAGUGGAGGCGUAGAGCUCGCAAAAAAUACUCCAUUUGAGAAUCGCUAUGGGCAACCUCAAGAGAUAGCAGAGGUUGCUAGUUUUCUUGUCGAUGGUAGCAGUCGAUGGAUCACUGGACAGGUGAUUUCGGCUUCUGGUGGAUUGGCUAUGUAUUAG